AUGUCUGAUGAUUCGUUUGGAGAUGACGAUGACUUCGAUUUUGACGAGGUUGUGAGAAAAGCUGAAGAAACGCAACGGCUACUUACGCAACAGAACUCCAGAGGUGUCACGAGAGAGGAUGCAACUUCGGAAACAAAUGGAAACAUGAACAACGGACGCAUACAGUCGUCAAAGCUAGAUAAUGUGGUCUAUCAAGUAAAGGGUGAAAAUGCUGUUUUGAGAGGCCAAAUAGCCAAACUAGAGAAGGAACAGGGGGAGAUUCAGGAUUCAUUAAGGGUCAAAUAUGAAAAAAUGCUCAAGGAUAAGGAAGAGUAUAUUCGUUCGUUAACUGAGAACUUGAAUAAGCUAAAAUCGGAGUACGAAUUUGCAGAGACGGAAAAUAGAAACUUAAUGCAACAGAAUAUCAGAAGUAGGAAGAUAAGGAAGAUUCAUCAUGACACUGACUCAUCAACACCAAAUACAUCUGUGAUUGAAUCAACCCAGAAUACUUCAUAUACGUCCAACAACUCAAAUCUGUCUACUCAUGAUACACGACAUGAUCAAUGUUUACCUAGAGAUGAACGUUCCGGUUUGAAAGUUGUUAUUAUGAACCAAGCAAUGUUUUUUCAAGAUGAGAAAACACAUUUCAUCGAAUCUUUAACCAAGUAUGUCGUCCCAGGGUUGAAAUUUUCUGCGUUACAAUAUCUUGAGAACAUUACAUCUACAUUUGACUUUGAUUACGAAGACUUUCGUAUUGCAAAGAAUGCACAAAGUUUUAAAUCUGCCAUCCUGAAAUAUCUGAUUAACUUUCAAGAUAAAAAUCGUAUUGAUCAUUUGUUAGAAAAGUUUAUUUUGAUCCUUCUUGCCUUUAUCUGUGAGACACACGUCAAUAAAAAUAGUCCACCACAAUUGCUUCCUAUUCCGUUUUUGAUCUCACUGAUUAAUUUUGCGUUAGAUUAUAGACCAAAGGCAAUUAGGGACGAAAUUUUAAGCAAACUAACCAAACACAUAUUUUUAAUGCUUGAAAAGUACCAGGGGUUAUUUAAGCCUGAAUUUGACUAUUUAACAUUACCAUCUUCGAGGAAAAUCCAUUAUAACAGUAUGUAUGAUACAGAAAGUGAUGAAUUUAUUUUCAAUGAUUUUGCAGAUAAGACCAUGCACACAAGGAUCCUAGAAGUUUUCACGACAGUAUUUCUUAUGGAUACCUUGUCGACAAUUAGUAAAGUUGCAUCAUUCCAUGUGUCGGUUUUCCGAAAUUCCAAAGCAUUGUCGAAAUUUUGGAGUACGAUUCCACAGCAGUUUUUUAUCAAUUCCUUGCUAUCCAGAAAAACUCCUAUUCAUUUCAUUCGAAAUACAAUAACAAUAUUAUCCAAUUCAAUAAAUGAUUAUGACAGAUUUGCGUUUGAAAAUAUAAGGAAAACUUCAAUAACUAAUCCUAAAACAGCUACAGAACUCACUAUAAAGAUUAUGGAGCAAAUUAUGCAAUUUCUAACUACCAUUACUAGUGACCAAAUUCAUUUCCAAGUUUUCGGACUAAAUGACAUGGUUGGUAGUAACCAUCAUCUAAAACUAUUAGAAUUAGUUAUUAUACCCAAUGGGGAAUCAUCUUCAUAUCCAAGGACCAAUUCUUUUGAUGUCUAUGAAGAAAACUUAAGGGCUAGACCUGAAAACUUGGCAAAACAAGAAAAACAAUUUUUAAUUACAAAGAUUGAAAUUUUGAAUCUGUUUAUAUCCUUCUAUUCAAAUUUGAUCAUGAUCUCACUACCUUUACAAACGAAUGUAAAGUUGGUAAAAAUAUUAUGUCAGUUAAUAGGGGAUGAACAAGAGAUGAUAAUCAAGGCUCCCAGAUCUUCAAACAAUUCACUAAGGGUGGAAGCAAUUGCGCAAUCAGUCAAGAUUCUUCACCAUCUAAUUUUACAAGAAAGUAUUGUCAAAAUUAAUGAGAUUCCCAAUCUAGCGCUACGGGAGAUGAUUAUCGUUUUGUUGAAGAUUUCAUCGAGGAAUAUCAAAAACUAUUCCAUCGACUUUGUUAAGCAGGUAAGAGAGUCCAAAUAUAACGGUAUUUUAUUUAACGGGGAAAUCGAGCAGAGCGAAUUGGAUAGAUAUGGGUUGUGGAAUUCCAUACUAUCUUCUGAUAAGUUACCAGGGGACGAAUAUAAAAAGCUAGUCGAGAAUCGUAUACAGAUUGAAACAGAUACAUAUAAUGGGAUUGAAUUUAAUUAUCCUGAUGAAACAAUUGAUUUAGCACGAGACAUAGUUGGUUCCGCAGUCACUGGAGAUGAAGCAGACCGAUUACAUGACAGUAUAAACUUUGUAAAUUACGACGACACUGCCAACGAAGACGAAGACUACCAAAUGGACAUUUAG
Molecule: messenger RNA, 2346 nt
Organism: Pichia kudriavzevii
Lineage: Eukaryota; Fungi; Ascomycota; Pichiomycetes; Pichiales; Pichiaceae
Exons: 1
Coding region: 1-2346 (781 amino acids)
Biological process (GO): DNA damage checkpoint signaling
Source: RefSeq, a predicted model, not a curated record